Plasmodium vinckei vinckei is the source of this 351-nucleotide messenger RNA. Its product is annotated as small nuclear ribonucleoprotein Sm D3, putative. Lineage: Eukaryota; Apicomplexa; Aconoidasida; Haemosporida; Plasmodiidae. Gene Ontology annotation, cellular component: U12-type spliceosomal complex; spliceosomal tri-snRNP complex; U4 snRNP. Bases 1 to 351 code for a protein of 116 amino acids. The transcript is spliced from 3 exons. Gene Ontology annotation, molecular function: RNA binding. The record is from RefSeq and is a predicted model, not a curated record. Gene Ontology annotation, biological process: RNA processing; spliceosomal snRNP assembly.
AUGUCAGUAGGAACGCCUAUCAAAUUAAUACAUGAGGGAAUAGGUCAUACCAUAUCAGUUGAAACAAAAUCCGGAAUCCUUUAUAGAGGGACACUGUUAUUCGCAGAAGAUAAUAUGAAUUGCUUGCUGUCAAAUGUCACAGUUGUUAAGCAAGACGGAAAGCAAGUUUUGUUAGAGCAAGUUUAUAUAAGAGGAGGCAGCGUUUCAUUUAUGAUUUUUCCAGAUAUGCUUAGAUAUGCCCCAAUAUUUAAAAUAAAUAAAUCAAAGGCUAAGACAAAUUUUGCAACUAUUAGAAGAGCAAUGGAAGCACACGCUCGAAUAGCUUCAAAAGGCAAAGACUUGAAGGCAUAG